CUCACUAACCUCUGAUCCACUCUCAGACUCUCAGACCUUAAUCACUGCUCCUGAUUUUAUUCAUUUUUAUCUCUCUUUCUUUUCUUUUCUUUGAUUUUCUUUUGGAGAUGAAGGCACACAGACGGAGCUGCUGAUGUGGAACUAUAGUGGAACUUCAGCACCAUGGCUGCUCUACACCUCCUUAUUCUACUGCAGUUUAUUCUCAGUUUGUUUCUGCCGAGUUCAGGAUUAAUGUCAAACUAUAAAACGUGUGGAGACGUCGCAUGUGCACGGCUGAUGUGCCGUGUUCAGGCUCUGAGAGAUCAUCGUGCUCAGGACUGCAGGUUUCUCAGCUUUAAAAAAGGCGACAUGAUUGACGUUUAUCACAAACUGUCAGGGAGGAGGAAUGAGCUGUGGGCUGGAAGUAGAGAUAAAGAUUUUGGUUACUUUCCCAAAGAUGCCGUGAAAAUCGAUGAAGGAUUUGUUGAUGAGAAGGAGGAAAUAGAGAUGAGAGCUCAGAAAACAGAUUUCUUCUGUAUGGAUGCGUUCGGGACAAUAAUCAAGAGUGGUGAAGAGUUUGAAGAUCACGAGAACGGAGCUCAAACUGCAGAGUCUGAAGAAUUAGGUAACGGUGAUUUUGAUGAUCGAGACUCCAAAUCAUCUGAAACAAAUGAGAAUGUCGAAACGAGGCAAGUUGAUAACAAUAAUAAAGGGAAAGCAGAACAAAGAGGAACUUCCUGGAUCGGAUCUGCUGUUAGCGGAUGGUUUGCUAACGAUGCUGAUGAAGAAGAAAACGAGAAUAAAGAGCAGGAGAACUUUAAGAGCAGAAAGCUGGCCUUGGACAUGGAGCAACUGGACAACGAGGAGAGACUGGAGUUAAAGGAUAAAACAGAGAGUGAUGAGGAUUCACCAAGUGAGCAGGUCAGUUACCUGCUGGGAGAUGGAACAAAAAGCCUGGUAGGUUUUGGAGGAGGAGGAGGAGGAGACACUCCACCUACUGAAACCAAUAAACAGACUCAGGAUGAAGAUACGCAGAAUCCGAGGAAAGAACAGGAAGCAACGAGUCGUACAAAAGAAGCCUCGGCUGAGACGAUUAAUAAAAAUGAGAGAAUUGACGAGAAGAAGUCCGCAGGAUGGUACGACAGCGUCUAUAACACAAUCACAACGUUUUACGACGAUCCUGCUGAGAAACGAGAAGCCAGUAAUGAUGAAGUUGAAGAGAGUUCGAUUGUUCGAGGCACAGAUCCAGAGGAAAAAAAUCCAGAACCGAGAUCAGAAUCGUUUCUGAUUCAGGACUCAGAAGGUGACAGAAAUGCAGCCAAUGAGGAGAAACUGGAAGUGAGCAUCCAGGAUGACUCGGGUGAAAGCAGUCAGCUCGGUGACGGAUGGUACGGAAGCGUCUAUAGCAGAAUUACAGAAUUUUAUGUAGACACUCAAGAUGGAAAAGCUGCUCCUGAUAAAAGUGAUGUUAUUGAUGACAGUAGACGAGAUUCAUCUUCAUUAACAUCUGAAAUGGGAACCGGUGAUCCCACUGCUGAGAGGAAGACUGAGAGUAGUAAUGCAGGGUGGUACAACAGCAUCUACAGCAGAAUUAGCAACGUGUACGGAGACACGUCUGACAGAUAUGAUGUUCCUGAUGUUAUGAAAGAGGGUGAGAGCCAAACACAGAAUGAAGCCACCAAAGACACCUCGUCAAAAUCCAUCUUUACUAUGAACGGCCUGUCGACUGUGAUUGACAGCCUGAGAGGAGCAGAAAGUGAUGAUGAAACCACAGCAAGUCAGUCUGUGAGAUCAGAGUCAAGUGAGACUCAGCCUUGUGUCUCCACUGAUCACAGUGAUGAUGAUGGUGAUGCUGAGGAUUUAGGAGUGAGGGACAGAGAAAACUCUGAGAAUUACCUUUCAAGGAUGAUUAACGGCCUAAAAUCCCCUUUUAAACCCAACAAUGCCGAAGAUAAAGAAGAGAGCGAUGGAGAACAGACUCUAGAUACAGGUAAGGAGGGACAGAGAGAUAAUGAGGACAAACGUGAUAAUGAUGAUGAGCUUAGUGUUACAUUGCCAGAGGUGACUAGUGAAAUAUCGACUCAGGGAGCUGCCGUGAUUAGCAAAGCAGAAGAAGAAGAAUCUGUGGUUGAAGUAAAGGUAGCUGAGGCCCAAAUACAUGGUGUAGAAAGCUUAUUAGACUGUAGUAAGCAGGACACAGGUGGAGAAGAUGAAAAGAGAGAUGAGUUCAGUGAUCAGUCCACCAGAAUCACUAGCCAAAGUAUGAACAUGAUAGAGGAACCAGAGGAACCAGGAUGGACUGAUUUACCUGAACACUACUCAGACACAUCAAAAAGAAGUGAAGGUGACACAAAAACAGACACAGUUAACAUGUUACCUGAGGCAGGUAUGAUGGUGCGGAGUAGUGAAGCAGAGCUGAUCCUCCAUAAGGAGUCUAGCACUAAGAAACACGAUGUAGAUGUUCCUCAGAUGGAGUCUACUGGAGAAAAGGAACGCGGUGAUGCAACUCAAAUAGAGUAUAGUGAAGAAAGCCAAAGUGUGAACAUUACUCUAUUGGUGGAGGAUAAAGAAAGAGAAGAUGCUGACGUUACUGAAAUGGAGAAUUAUACACAAAAAGACAGCGAUGAUGUAACUCCAGAGGAGUCUGGUGGAGAAAAGGAAGACAUAGAUGCUACUCGAACAGAAACUGAUGGAGAAAAGGAACGUUUAAACAUUACUCAAAUGGAGUCUGGUGGAGAAAUGGAAGGUGAAGUGAAGUAUUCUGGAGAACGAGAACAUGAAGAUGUUGCUCAAAUGGAGUCUGCUGGAGAAAUGGAAGGUGAAGUGAAGUAUUCUGGAGAACGAGAACAUGAAGAUGUUGCUCAAAUGGAGUCUGCUGGAGAAAAUGAAAGUAUAGUCAUUAUUCAGAUGGAGCCUGGUGGAGACAACACAAGUGGUGAGCUUACUCAAGUUAAGAACUCUGGAGGACAAGACGGUGUAGAUGAUUCUCAAAAUGAGGCUGAUGAACAAAAGGAAAGUGUAAACAUUACUCAAAUAGAGUAUGAAGGAGAAAAAGGAAAUGAUACUCAAGAAACCUCUGACAGAGAAAAAGAGGACAUAAACUUUACUCAGAUGAAAUCUGAUGAAGAAAGAGAAGGUGGAGAUAAGCUAAGCUUACACAAUACUCAUGGUUUAGAAAACUCGCACAGCGCCUCUGAAACUAAACAGAACCUGGAGAUUGAUCCAGUUGAGUCCAGAGAGUCUGAGGAACCUGAAAGUGCUGUGUUAGUGCAGGCUAAAGUCGUGCUUAAGAAUGUACAAGAUAUUCCAUCUCCAGACUCCUUUAUUUCCAGUCCAUCUGAUGGAGAUCAAAAUGACAGCAAAAAACAUGGAGAUAAAAUGAUGGAUGUUAAACAUCACAAAGCACAAACGUCAGGUCAGACACAGAAACCUGCAUGUCCUAACUUACAAGCUCACCUCAGUGAGGUGGACAUGCAGGUUCUUCAGAAGUUCUUCAGUGAAGGAACGUUAUCAUGGCUGGAUUUCCUCAUUGGACAUUCUGAAUAUAUCAACAAUGAAGAGCUUGCUGAGCUUCAUGACUUUGAACAAACACUGCAAAAUCUUCUGAACACCAGAAAUCAAGAAAUCAAGUCGUCGCUAGGAACCACACACACCGUCUUAGCCAUGCUACGAAAGAAGUUUAGACCUGUGAUAACAGAUGGCAGUGUAGAUAAAAGCCCAGAUCCGAGUCAGACUGAGUGUGUCACUGAAACAUGUGUGAGUACAAUGGAGAAAGCACCGAUGUCUGAGCAGGACAUGGGAAAGGACAUCAACAUGGAGACCGGCUCCAGCACAGACGACUCAGAGAGCUCGAACAGCAAAUCACACUCUAAUGACCAAGAAGUCAACACUGACAGGACUAGAAUAUUAGACACACUUGAGUCUGACCAGAAAACUGCUCCUCAUCUGGACUCCAAUAUUAUCACUGAAGAGUUUCUGGAACCUGAAGAAUCCCAAAACACAGUUCUGCGUCUCUACACAGCUCUUGCUGCUAAAUUCACAAGCGAUGUGAUCACGUUUGUGGUGAAGGAGAGUGUACACGUGACACACUCCAUCCAUCAGGUCGUGAUGUCACUUCCUGACGAAAUCCGACCCGGCCCUGAUCUUUACGGGGUGCCGUGGGAAGCUGUGAUCUUCACUGUCAUGUUGGGUUUAUUCACCUUCCUGCUCUUCACCUGCAGAUUCUUGCAGGCAGUUAAGAGCAGGUUGUACUGCAGUAAGGAGAGGAGGAUGGGACAGAAAGUGGCAGAGCUUCUGGAGGAGAAGUGUAAAGUUCUGGAGACGCUCAGUGAGUGUGAACACAAGUUUAAGAAGCUGGACGCUGUGCUGCAGGAUGGUGAACUUUCAGCUCAGGCUUCAGAGAAGAAAGAUUUGGAGGCCAUGUCGAAGAAGCUGGAGGAGACGAACGUACAGAUGCAGAGUGAUCUGGUGAAAAUGCAGGAGGAACUGGACACACAGGAGCAGCUCAGGAAACAGCAGGAAGAGCAGCUCACAAACCUGGAAGAGAUGUUAAAGAAGCUAGAGCAGGAUGCCACAGAGCGCAAAUCUCAACUAGAGCAGGAUAAAAUGACUCUGAAAAUCCACAAGAUGAACACUGAGAGACUGCAGAAGAAACUCCAGGAGGCUAAAGAGGAGAACAGCAUGCUGCUGGAGAGCAAAGCACAGCUGGAACAGGAGGCAGAGGGAUGGAGGGAGCGACUGAGUGAGCUGGAGGAAGAGAAGAGGAUGUGUGAGACAUCACACAACGGAAUGAUGGAGAACUGCGUGAAUAAAGACGAGCGCAUAAAGUCUCUUACAGAGUGUCUGUUGAAGAUGAGAGAUUGGGACUCAGAGGAGGAGAGCACUGUGAAUGACUCUUCAGAUUUCAGGCAGAAACAGAAAGUGCAGAAACUGAUCAAUGCAGCAACGAUGAGUGCGGAUUUGAAGGCCAUGGAGGAGGACAAGGACCGAAUGUUCGCCAAACUGACAGAUGAAAUCAAAGCCAAAGAAGAUCUUCAAGAAGGUCUCGAUCAGCUGCAGCGUGAGAAAGUGUCUCUGGAGUCAGAGAGCUCCAUGUACUCCAGUGAAAUAGAGAAACUCCAGCACAAGCUGCAGAUCAUGUCUGAGAUGUACCAGGAGAAGGAACUGAAGCUGCACAGGAUGUUGACGGUGGAGGAGAAGGAGCGCUCACAGAAGGAGGAGCAGCUCAACAAAGCUGGGAAGAAGAUUAGCCUGGCUACAGAUGAGCUCAACUCUUACAGACAAAGAGCCAAAGAGCUGGAGGAGGAGCUGGAGAAGACCAACCAGGCCUACAGGAACCAGAUUGCUGCACAUGAGAAAAAAGCUCAUGAUAACUGGCUGGCUGCUCGAGCUGCAGAUCGAGAUCUAACUGAUGUGAAGAGAGAAAACUCAGUGCUCCGUCAGAGAUUAACAGACUGGCAGUUUAAACUGGAGCUGAUGGAGAAAAAUCCACAGGCUCGUGUUCCACUGUUCAGAGGUGAAAGAUCUCCCUUUGGUCCGUCCCCACUCGGUCGCCCCCCCUCUGAAACUCGUCCCUUCCUGUCUCCCCCCACGCUGAUGGACGGACCAUCCAGAGUCUCUCCACAGUUUCCCAUGAUGCCUAGCGGCAGAGCGCCUCCUGGUGGUAUGGAAGGUGACAGGAGUGUUUCUUACUCUGAAGGUGGCUCCCCCACAUGGGAGAGAGAGAGAGAGCGCAGGAGUCUCGGCCCCCCAGGUCCAGAUCCAGGACUCCUGUACAGAAGACCUCUCUCAGCCCCGUUCCUGCGAGCACCACUUCCUCCUGAAGCGUACUACAACGACAAGUCAGAGUCAUCGUUCGGGGGAGAAGGAGCUGGGUUUAGUGAAAACGGGGUCAGAGACAGUGGACGCUCGAUGCCUGCUGCUGCUGAUAUAAGGGCGGGGCCUCUUCCUCCUCCUCAGUUUCCUCCAGCGGACCCCCGGGACCCUCAUUUCCCCCGCCGAUCUUACCGUCCUGACUUCUUCCCCCCACCUCCUCUGACCAUGCGAGGCCCCCCUCCUCCUCUUCCCCCUGGGGUUUUUCCCAGAAUUCCACUGCCUCCCCUCAUGGCAUUUCCACCAAUGAGACCUCCAACUGAUCAUGUUUCACCUGAACCUCCAUCCAGACCUUCACCUCCAGGCAGUGAGCAGCCAGCUGAACAACCUCCACCUGGUCAGGACAUCAUCUGAGCCCCUGCUCCAUCCUUCUGUUCUCUCUCUUUAUCUCGCUCUGUCCUGCUUAACGCACCCUUGCUCACUUCCCCUAGUUAGUGCGCAUCACCCCAGUGCUGCAUGCAAUGACUUCUGGGUAAUUUACACUGCUAUCAACCGGAUCUUUCAGUACUAGGAAUGCUGAGUAGACGGAGACAUGGGAACUUCUCUGAGUGGGGAAGUGAUCUGUGGUGCAUUGUGUCACUUCCUGUAUCAUCUCACGUCUCCUUCCGUGUCCUCACAUUUCUUAAUUGAUUAAUUUUUUUACUGUGAUAAAGAAUCUCCACGGGGAUGAAGUUUAAUUUAAACAUCUCUCAUGUCUGUACACGUCCUCGCACUUCCUCCUGUGUGCUGACGCUGUAGACACGGAGUAGACGUUCGUCUGUAACGAAACAGCACAGGACUCAGAGGUCCUUCGUGUUUGUCGGUCGUAUUUAAUAAUUUUUAGCUGAAAAUGAUGUAAAUACAGCAUCUAAAAGUAUUGUGAAUAAUAUGUACAUACACAAGAUGUAGUGAUGUAAUGAUGUGAUCUGCAGAAUGUCCCUGCAGUCUGUAACUUAUAGAGCAGACGCUUGAUCUCAGAGCUGCAAACGUUAAUAAAAAUCUGUCCUUCUAUAAA
Molecule: messenger RNA, 6844 nt
Organism: Tachysurus vachellii
Lineage: Eukaryota; Metazoa; Chordata; Actinopteri; Siluriformes; Bagridae
Gene: mia2
Product: MIA SH3 domain ER export factor 2
Exons: 29
Coding region: 163-6204 (2013 amino acids)
Biological process (GO): protein secretion; endoplasmic reticulum to Golgi vesicle-mediated transport; vesicle cargo loading
Cellular component (GO): endoplasmic reticulum membrane; endoplasmic reticulum exit site
Molecular function (GO): protein binding
Source: RefSeq, a predicted model, not a curated record